CAAACCCAUCUAACCAAUACAAUUACCCUCUCCUCCAAAACAGAAAAAAAUGCCCACUUACUACCCCCAAUAAAUGCUCCCACCAACAUCCCCCCCAUCCAUCCCCCCCUCCUUCACCUUCUUCGACUCCGACCCAGCCCUCGACCCAGCCCUCCACCUCCACUCCGAGUGCGACAUUCCCCCCUCAGAGACCUACUCCUCCGACAUUGAAGCCCUACACCACCAACGCGCCGACAACAUCCGCAAGAAAGUGGUCAUUCAGCACCGGGCGUGGAAUCUCUCGGAUGUGUUUCGGAGUGACGAGGAUAUAAGGCCUGGUAUUAUACAGUGUUCUGGUGGCGUGGGGAUCGUCGGCUGAUUUGGUCAGAUACGCCGACGAGAUCGAGACAAAUAUCGAGGACGGAUUUGUCUACGAAGAAGGGUACUAGGGAUAGGGGCUCGAGUGUGGGUUUGUUGUGGCCUUCUUCGCCGCCGGUUGGGAGGAUGGCCAUUGUGGAAUCUGUGGGGUCGGAGGGGGAGGUGCUGAAGAGGAAGAAUGAGGAGGGAAGUGGGGCUGAGGCUGAGAUUGAGACCAAGAGGGUGAAGAUGAUGGGGGGGUUCGUGGAUGAGCCGGGUGAGGAUGAGUGGGAUGCGUUCGAGGAUGCACAGGGGAGUGGGCCGGUGCGGAUGGAGUCCAGGCAGAAGAUGGUGGGUGGUUUUAUGGAUGAACCGGAUGAGGAUGAUGAUGCAUGGGAUGCUUUCGACAAAGCACAAGGGGGGAAUGGACCAUCGCAAACAGAACCAAAACGGCAGAAGAUUAUGGGUGGGUUUUUAGAUGAGGCAGACGAUGAUGAAUGGAAUGCCUUCGAGGAUGCACAACUGCGGAGCGACUUUCAGGUUCAGGAAGAAAUCAUCCAACGCGCGCCUGUUGAUCUGCCUGAAAUUCCCAGACCAUCUCAGACGGAGCCAGACUUGACUCCAAAGGCUUCCGAGCCAUAUCUCGACCCUACGCCGGUCCCAACCACGAUAGUCCCGUUUAUGCCCUCUCGCGGACCGUUUCGGUCGAUCCAGAUCAAGACCUGCUCGGGCAAGACGCGCUAUGUUCCUUUGAAGAAGGCCGCCACCCGAGUUUCCUACGAAAGACUCGUUGCCGGUCGCUCUGUGACUGCCCCCGGAAGAGCACAAAAGAGUUACUACGGUAUCGACAUCCACAGGCUCCUCGAUGAAGCUACCAAAGAGACCGAAACACAGCCCGCCACACGACCUCCUCCGGUGCAGCCGUCCAUCGAAGCUCCGAUCGACAACAGAAAGGCCAAGAUGGCAGCGGCCAUGUGGACCGAAAAGUACCGCGCACGCAAAUUCACCGAGUUGAUCGGUGAUGAGCGCACGCAUCGAUCUGUUCUGCGCUGGUUGAAAGCCUGGGAACCGAUUGUUUUCCCGAAUCUCGCUAGGUCGAAGCCGAAGAAGCCAGUUAAUGGCCAGGAGGAUGAGGAGCGAACGCAUCGGAAAGUUUUGCUCCUAUGCGGCCCGCCCGGUCUUGGAAAGACUACAGUAGCGCAUGUCUGUGCUCGCCAGGCUGGCUACGAGGUUCUGGAAAUCAAUGCGAGUGAUGACCGAAGCAAGGAUGUGGUGAAGGGUAGGAUCCGGGAUGCUCUUGCCACAGAGAACGUCAAAGGCAUGAACGUUGAGGUGGGUGAGGAAAAGGUGCGCAAGGCCGGUCGCCCAGUGUGUGUUGUUGUCGAUGAAGUGGACGGAGUCACCAGCGGAUCUGGAGGCAGCGGAGAAGGCGGUUUCAUGAAGGCCUUGAUCGAUCUCGUCCUGCUCGACCAGAAGAAUUCGACUGCCUCCUCUGAGCAAAAGGGCAAGAAGAAAAAGGGCGACAACUUUCGAUUCCUGCGUCCGCUGAUCAUGGUCUGCAAUGAUGUAUACCAUCCCAGUCUACGACCACUCCGGGCAUCAUCGGUUGCGGAGAUCAUCCAUGUCCGUCAAGCACCGCUGGAGAAUGUCGUCUCGCGCAUGAAGCGAAUUUUCACCGUCGAAGGCAUCCCAUCUGACAAUGACGGCGUGCGACGUCUCUGCGAAGCAUCCUGGGGCCUUGCUCGCAGAAAGCAAGGUGGCGUCAAGAGCAGCGGAACAGCCGAGGGUGACAUUCGCAGUGUCCUUGUUGCGGCAGAAUGGGUGGCACACAAACUCCGGAACGAGUGUCCCUCAACGCUGCGGCUGACACGAAGCUGGCUGGAGCAAAAGGUCCUCAGCGCCAACACAGGCGGCAGUUCCUUCUUUAAAGGCUUAAACCGUGGCGGUGUGCGCGAUCUCGUGGAGCGAGUCUUCACCGAGGGAGCCGGGUUUGCUGAUGCACCUGUUGGCGUUGAUUCCUUCCGCGAUCCUUUUGCCAACUCUGAUGACAAAGUACCUGUAGGCGUUGCGGAUCUCCGGAAACGCCAUGCCAUCGACAGACUGCGAGAGAUGGUCGACGCCAGCGGCGAGCACGACCGCUGCGUGGCCGAGUGCUUUGCCUCGUAUCCGCUACAGACCUUUCAAGACGACACAUUCCUCUCGAAACCCAACGCAGCUUACGAGUGGCUUCACUUUCACGACACCAUGUCGUCCAAGGUCUACACCGCGCAAGACUGGGAGCUCAGUGCCUAUCUCAGCCAGUCGGUCGUAGCAUUCCACCACCUCUUCGCCUCGGCGCGAGGCAAAGCCAAGGCUCAGGAAGUGGACGACGAAGAAGAGGAGCAUCCAUUCUCAGGCCCCAGAGCGGACUUUGCGGCCUACGAAGCGCAAAAGCAGAACCGAGCCAUUCUCACGGAAUUCCAGUCCGCCUUCACAGCCCCAUUAUCCCGACUUUUCCGGUCCACCGACUCACUCGUCAUCGACCUCAUCCCGAACCUCAUCCGAAUGCUAUCCCCGGACGUGAAGCCAGUCGUAGUACGCGGCAGCGGCGAGCAGCGAAGCGUGGCCAGCGUGCGCAAAGAAAGCGAACGGGCCCUCGUCCAAUCGGCAGUCCGAGUAAUGGCCGGCCUAGGCGUACGCUUCGAAAAGGUCCGCAUCGAGAAUGCCGGAGCUCACAACGGCUGGGCAUAUCGCAUGGAACCACCCCUGGACACCCUAAUCACCUUCUCGAAAACCAAAACCAACACCACCUCCACCGCCCCAGUCCGCUACGCCGUCCGCCAAGUCCUCGACCAAGAAUACCGCAAGGAGAACAUCCGCAAACACUCCGAACCCAUCCACUCCACCAAGCACAGCAGCAAGAAGUCAGCCCAGAAGACCGCAGACGGGCUACCCGAUGCAUCUAAAAAGACGUCCCGGGAUGGACCGAACGUGAAGCGUGACUUCUUUGGUCGCAUCAUCAAGGAGCCGACGCCGCAGCCGGGUGACAAUGGCGAGUCGCCGGAGAUGGCGGCGCAGAAUGAGUCACUCAAGGCGGGGAGACGCGUCUGGGUGACGUAUCAUGAUGGGUUUUCGAAUGCGGUGCGUAAGCCGAUUUCGUUGGGGGAGUUGUUGGCGGAGUUGUAGCUGUGAUGCUUGGGGGCAUGCAGGCAGGGUAAUGAUUGUAUGAUGGUAAUGUAUAGAUACAUAAGUUAGUGAUAUCCGGAAUCAGUUAGCAAAGAGUACUGAACAAACAUGGCAUUAUCU
Messenger RNA from Aspergillus ibericus CBS 121593, 3621 nucleotides. Its product is annotated as putative sister chromatid cohesion factor (Chl12). The record is from RefSeq and is a predicted model, not a curated record. Bases 484 to 3501 code for a protein of 1005 amino acids. NCBI's taxonomy places the organism in Eukaryota, Fungi, Ascomycota, Eurotiomycetes, Eurotiales, Aspergillaceae. Gene Ontology annotation, molecular function: DNA binding; ATP binding; ATP hydrolysis activity. Gene Ontology annotation, cellular component: nucleus. The transcript is spliced from 2 exons.